AGGGGAGCAGGUCUUCCCCCUGUCCCACCGGUGGGGGCGCCCCGGGGUGCGCGCGGGGUCAAGAGCGCGGCUGGGGAUAGACAUGGAAAUUGGGAUUUUUUCCUAAGGGACUUUGCACCAGGCAGAAGAACAGGAUCGGGAUAGACUUUGAAUGGGGCAACUUUUGAGAGACUUGGAAAGGCUGCUUGCACUAGACAGAGGGGUGUGUGUGUGUGGGGGGGGUGUGCAAGGCUGCACGGGGCUCCGGCGCUUGCACGUGAGAAUGCGCAGCGUUUGCGUGUUGGAGGCAUAAAGCGCCGUCUACAAGGGGGGGGGGGAAGCUGCAUGUGGUGGGGCAUUGGACAUCUGGACUUCCGGGGUGGCCCUGGGUCUGCCCGGCCUUCCCCGCUCGUCCCUCUCUCUCCGCGCCUCGCCGCAGCAGGGGGAAGCCCGGCGUGUUGUGAUCAUGUGGUUUGGCCGGGGCGGCCGGCAGAGCGCCCAGCCGCCGCCUCCCUCCCGGGUCGGGCUACUCUUCCCGUGUAAGGUGCUGCCGGCGAGGCCCCGCCCCCUUCCCCGCCCCCACCCCUCCCUCCCUCCCUCCGCCAGAGGUGCAGCCGGCUCGCCUGGCGGGCGGCGAGUGUGCGUGUGCCACGGGCGAGCGAGCGAGAGGCGCACGAGCGGCUGCCGGGCUGGCUGCUUGGCUCGGCUGCAGCCGCCGCUUCCUCCUCCUCCUCCUUCCCGCAGCAUGUGGCCCUCCCGCCGGGUCCCCGGAGAGAGGCGGCGCCCGCUGGGGGCGGCACGAGCGCAGGAGACGACGACGAGGACGGCGCUGCUGCUGCUACUACUGGACGGCCGCAGGUGCUACUGAGGGAUCGCGCUACCUGCCCGGCCAGCCCAGGUGUGCGUGACAACAGCAGAGGCCGGGGGAGCGGCAUGCCGGCCCCGCGGGGCCUGUAGCGCCGGCUGGGGCUCGUCGGAAGGGCCCGCCGUCUCUCGACGACCGCCGCGCAGCCCGCUUCGGCCCCCGGCAGCGCUCAUCUGUUGCUCGCGCCCGCUCGUUCGCCAUGGAGGCGGCAGCCCGCGCCGCUCCUCGCCCUGCCCGCUGAGCCGCCUGGCCGCGGCCGGGGGGGGGCGGCCGGGAAGCGAUGCUCUGAGCCGCCGCCCCCUACCUGCCUGGCGACCCCCUCGGAGACCAUGCUGGCCCCCUGAGCGCCGCUGCGACCCCCCUCCCCAAAGCCUCGCCUGGAAUUAUACAGAGGACCCCCCUUCCCCACCCCACCCCCCGGGGACCGGCUCACUCGCCUCCCCGCCAGCCAUGGAUGAGAAGCGGCAGGCGCACCAGGUAGACGUCGACCCGGAGUUCGAGCCCCAGAGCCGGCCCCGCGCGGGCACCUGGCCCCUGCCGCACCCCGACUUCCCCGGCGAGGAGGACGACGGGGCCGCGGCCGGAGGAGGCGUCGGCGUCGUGGGGGGCUCCAAGCACCCGCUGGCCGGCGGCGGCGGCACGGAAGGCGCCGAGAACGCGGCCGGCGGGGCGGCGGAGCGCGGCAAGGGCGGCCCGGCGCUGCCUCCGCUGGGCGCCGACGUUGGACAGCUCCGCAAGGCCAAGACCUCCCGGCGCAACGCGUGGGGGAACCUGUCCUACGCCGACCUCAUCACCAAGGCCAUCGAGAGCUCGCCCGAGAAGCGGCUCACCCUCUCCCAGAUCUACGACUGGAUGGUCCGAUACGUGCCCUAUUUUAAGGAUAAAGGCGACAGCAACAGCUCGGCCGGUUGGAAGAACUCGAUUCGCCACAACCUCUCCCUGCACACCCGCUUCAUCCGCGUGCAGAAUGAGGGCACCGGGAAGAGUUCCUGGUGGAUGCUGAACCCGGAAGGGGGCAAAACCGGAAAGACCCCGCGCCGGCGGGCCGUCUCCAUGGACAACAACAGCAAGUUCUUGCGCAUCAAAGGCAAAGCCAGCAAGAAGAAGCAGCAGCAAACGACUCAGGAGCGCGGGGAGGAGAGCCCGGCGAGCCAGCAGGCCAAAUGGUCCGGGAGCCCCGCCUCCCACGCUGGCGAGGAGUACGACGCUUGGGCCGACUUCCGGACACGGGCCAACUCCUCCGCCAGCACGCUCAGCGGGCGCCUCUCCCCAAUCAUGGCCAACCACGAGCCGGACGAAUUGGAAGAGGAUGACGGGACCCCGUCCUCACCCCUGAUGUACCCGAGCCCAUCGAGCACUAUGUCCCCCUCCCUGAAUGCCCGCUGCUCCGUGGAGAUGCCCAGGCUGACGGACCUCACGGGCACCAUUAACCUGAACGAGAGUCUGGGCGAGAGCCUUCUCGAAGACCUGCAGGACAGCUACAAUAUGAGUCCCGCUCAGCCCCUGCCCGCUGGGGGCCUCCGACAAAGGAACUCCACCUUCAGCUUCAACUCCAAGUGCUCGGUGGUGGACAAUGGAGGAGGAGGAGGAGGGAAUACUUACUGUGGGACCAUCUACAGCCAGCCUGCCAUGAGCCUCAUGCGCCGUCUGCCCAUGCAGACCAUCCAGGAGAACAAGCAGGCCACCUUUGCCCCGAUGAACUCCUAUCGCAACACCUCCUUGCAGGACCUGCUCUCGUCCAUCUCCUACGCACACAAGGAGGGUGAGCCGCACAUGCCGCAAGCGGGCAGCAUGGUGCCGCCCCGUGGCCACAGACAGAACGCCAUUGCGUGCAGUGGUGGGGGUGGAGGUGGAGAGAUAGGCCUCGUCCCCUACCCUCCCCACUCCUCUGCCCUGAUGAAGAGCAACGCGUUGUAUCACCCGUCACCAGCCAACCACCACCCCGCCGUCAACAACAGUGCCUUACCCUCUCCUAUCAGCCUUAUGAGCUUGCCCAACGACUCUUGCGGCAUGGUGGCCAUGCCUCACCAUGGGCACAUCCAUUCGUACGUCAACAACCAAGGGGCACAUAUGAGCUUGCUAGAUUCCUUGCAGGGAUCCUACCCAGAAGCCAUGCACACUCCCGUCAUGGGCCAGGACAGAUUCCCAGCGGACUUAGACUUGGACAUGUUCAAUGGCAGCCUGGAGUGUGACGUGGAGUCCAUCAUUCUCAACGACUUCAUGGACAGCGACGAGAUGGACUUCAACUUUGACUCCGCUCUUCCGCCACAAAACGGUCUCAACAUGGCCACUUUGCCCGGUGCCCCGCAGCCCACCAAUCAGAGCUGGGUGCCUGGGUGAGAGGACUGACCCUAAUAGCUCCAACCCACCAGUCAAGCACGGGGACAGGGGGAUGGGGGGGGGAGGGUUGAAACAAACUCUCUCUCUCUCUUACCACCCCCCUCCUCUUUUUCUUCUUUGCCUACGUUCGUUCAGCCAGGCUAGAGCCAUCUGUUUAAACUUGACGACAACACUAAAAACACACACACAGACACACAAAUGUAGGGUAAAAUGUUUUGACAGGUACCAGCGGCUGCCCGCUUGUGCCAGGUGUAUUGUGCAGUAAGUCGGAUCUGUCUUUGAUGUGUGCAAUAGGCACAGCUUAGCCAUGGCAUUGCGGAGCUGCUGGCCCACUCCCGCCCUCCCUCCUCUCCCUCCCUGGGCACCUGCACUACCGCACAGAAAGAGGGAACAGGUGAUUUGUGGCCCAAAGAAUGUUUUUCAGAUCUUAUUGUCGAGCCUUCCCCGUUGGCCGUGUUCCUCAGACAGCCUCCUGGGCAGGGCAGAUUCUAGAAUUCCACUCUCUCCUUUUUCCAGUGGCCUCCUUGGGAUCUCAGUGCUCAUUUGAUUCUCCCCUUCCCCAGCCUUGGCUGACUGUCAUGUUCCUGAAGCAGAGAUCAGUCGACCAGGUUCCAUGACCAGGCUUCUACAUAAGAACAUAGGAAAGAGCCUCCUGGCUCAGACCAGAGUCCAUCUAGUCCAGCACUCUGCUACUCUCAGUGGCCCACCAGAUGCCUUUGGGAGCUCACAGGCAGGAUGUGAAAGCAAUGGCCUUCUGCUGCUGCUGUUCCCGAGCACCUGGUCUGCUAAGGCAUUUGCAAUCUCACAUCGAGGAGGAUCAAGAUUGGUAGCCACAGAUCGACUUCAUCAGCCCCGUAAGCCUCAUUAAGCACCCGAGAGGCCAACAGACUAGGCUCCUUGAAUUUUCUAUGGUAGUUUUGUUAUCAAUGCUACAGGGGGGAAAUACUUUCUUCCCACUGUGGGCUCACCAGUCCAAGCAGCCGCCCCAGCCCACUCUUGAUCUGGCCUGGUGAGUUCACUGGGGGUUUGCUAGCCAAGGCAGCCACCUCCAGCCCCUGGCCCGACCCAACCAAGCUACAUGUAUAUCAUAUCCUGCUCUCAUAACAAAUGAGUUUGGUACCUCUGCUCUAGAACAAGCCUAUCCAGUGAAUCUCUGUGAAUUUCCUCAUAGAGUUGGGGUGGGGACGCUGUUUUCCCCUGUGGUGCAUAACAGAAACGUUUCUGAUCACUGUGGAUUCGGCAGCUGCCACAGGAGAAGCUCCGGGAAGCUGUUCCAAGCCAGCUUCGUCAGUGGAUGCAUUUUCUGUCCUCAGUGCCUGAAAACAGCAAUGGGCAGUUGCUGGACUCAACUGCAGGUGCAUGCAGUGCUAGCAAGAAGGUGUGCACUGAUGCAUGCCUUUCGAAGUGCACAGGUGCACAGUUUGGCUCUUAGCACCAUAUGAAGAGCUCGCUGCAGGAGUGAUAUCGCUGCUGGAGGCCUGGGGACUGGGCUGGGGCAGGCAAGCAGGAAUGGUGAAGGCAAGGUUUAUUUAUUCAGUUUUGUCCCCUCCAUUGUCCUGGACCACUCAGCACUCCUAAGGCAGCUCUUAGGCUUUGGAAAGAGGUAGUAGCAUCACUAAGUCCAAGAGGCAAGCAGGCAGGCACGCCAUAGGUUUGGAGUAGGCUGCUUACAAACUCUGGAGUUUCACCGUCUGGAGACAGUCUAAAAUGGGGUGUGGGGGAGGUCUACUUUGGAGCUUUUGUUUGAUAGGCUGGGGAGGAGGCUGAAAAUUGAGGCUCAUUCUUUCUAUAAACGACGGGGGACAUCCAAGCAAGUUUUCAAAGCAGAUUUGUACCAUACAACCUUUAGCAGGCAGGGGGUAACCAAUGGGUCUCAGUGGUGAUCUGGGAAUGAAAGAUGCUGGCCAGAGCUAGGUAUCUUCUCACCCUGGAUCUCUUAGAUUCCAGGUUGCCUCCCAAGAACAUGCCAGGAAAUACUUGGGUUCCACUUGGACUUGAACUAUCCCACCAGUGUGUGGGUUUGCAGUAGGAACAAAGACAGGCCUGAGCUGUUUGUGAAACAUUCACCCUUUAUUGCGCAUCUUGCAGCAGAAUAAUACUCGGCUGUUAAAUAGCCCUGGCUGUUGAAUUGGAGAAGUUAUUCUCACCAUACAUGCUUCCCUCUGGAGUUACCAACUUUGCCUUGGCAAAUGUUAGACCAAGGGUGUCCAACUCUGGUGCCCCAGAUGUUCACGGACUACAAUUCCCAAUUGUCCAUGCUGGCAAGGGCUGAUGGGAAUCGUAGUUUGUGAACAUCUGGGGCACCAGAGUCGGACACCCCUGUGUUAGACAGUUUGGAGGACCGUGCCUAGGAAGGGCAGAAUUAGGAAUGGAUAUGAAAUCACUUCCAGGUCCCCCCCUAGUCUCCAUGGACUUUACCAUUGUCUUUACCAUCAAUGCUAGGGGAAAUGCUUAGAGUUCUACCAUGUGGAGUCCAUUUUUUUUCUCCUGCUCUUCAAUUCCUUGGGGGCAGGAAGCUGGGGUGGGGUUGGUGAUUCCCUGCCCUGGGCAGGAAAAUGGGAGUCCAGUUUCCCACUACAUAGGAUUUGGAAUGUAGAAACCUUCAGCCUUCAUGCUACCUGGCACAGGAUCAGGGUGUUGGAGUACAAUUCUAUCCCCGGCUAAGCAUUUCUCAGUUUCAGAUUCCAGCAGAAUGAGCCUAUGUUCCCUCUUGGAUCACAUGCAGUUUCAGCGGCUUAAUAGAAUCCUAGAUAUGACUAUUGGGAAGUAAAUGGGAACUCACUCCUGUGGUAUGUUUGCGUUGAAGACUCUAGUUGCAGUCCUGUUGAUUUCAAAGGAAGAGUGACAUUUAAAGACACUGAAUUUUCUCCCUCUGAAACCGGCAGAGCUUUAUAGAGCUUCACUGUGCCUGGAUUCUGCCCAUAACUUUGAUCCAAACGGUAACUGCAAAUAUGCUGUCUUAGGGAUAGCUACUGCAUUCCAAUGUACUGCAUCUCUUUGCUAGAUGCAGCUUAGAAGAUCUUUGCUAGAUGCAGCAGAAGACUGGUUUUUUUAAAAAAAGUGUUUCUAAAAAGGAAACCAUCAGCAGUGCAGUAAGCAAGGUGGAAUGGGCUUAGCGUUCAUCACCCCAGUCCGGCAAGGGAAAUCCUAGAAACAGCCUUCUGAUGUUGUGACUUUUGUGGAUGGAAAGACAUAUUUAGCUGUAUGUCAACAUUCCUUCCUGUCCUGCAUUCCAAUGCUUAUCAGGGCUGGAUGAGGUUGCAGAUCCACAUUUGGGCCUUCCCGUUUGCAAUGCGCAAAAAAUCUGCCCACAGCGAGGAGUGAAUCAGGGCAAGUGCGUAGACCUCCAGAUGAAAGACCUUCUCCAGAAAAGGGUUUGUUUGUUUUUUUAAUUAUCAUCUAACAGAAUGAAAACA
Molecule: messenger RNA, 6600 nt
Organism: Sphaerodactylus townsendi
Lineage: Eukaryota; Metazoa; Chordata; Lepidosauria; Squamata; Sphaerodactylidae
Gene: FOXO6
Product: forkhead box O6
Exons: 2
Coding region: 1295-3184 (629 amino acids)
Biological process (GO): regulation of transcription by RNA polymerase II
Cellular component (GO): nucleus
Molecular function (GO): DNA-binding transcription factor activity, RNA polymerase II-specific; RNA polymerase II cis-regulatory region sequence-specific DNA binding
Source: RefSeq, a predicted model, not a curated record